Messenger RNA from Nicotiana tabacum (common tobacco), 908 nucleotides. RefSeq lists its product as uncharacterized. Gene Ontology annotation, molecular function: fatty acyl-CoA hydrolase activity. NCBI's taxonomy places the organism in Eukaryota, Viridiplantae, Streptophyta, Magnoliopsida, Solanales, Solanaceae. The record is from RefSeq and is a predicted model, not a curated record.
AAACGUUUGAAUUCUUGAUCAGAUAGCAAAGUUUCUGUAUCAGGGCGGGGAGUAGGUGGGCAGAGAGUGAAGAAGGCAAAAGAGAUGGGGGAAGAAAGUUCAAAACCCAACUAUUUCUAUACAAAAGCAAUCAUCUCCGAAGAAUUAUCAGAGGCGGCGGCUUCUUUUGUGGAUCAUAUCUUCCGCCAUGUGUUGUCACUCGACGCACCCAACUUUCCGCCCCAACAUGAUGCUAAAGACUCCUUCUCUGAAUUCACUCGCGGCUGCCUCAAAAUCCAUAGCAUCCACCCCGGGAAAAUCUCCUGCAUUCUUUCUGUCAAACCUGCUAUCUCGAAUGUUUAUCAAAGCAUGCAUGGAGGAGCAGUUGGAGCUGUGGCAGAGAGGGUGUCAAUUGCAUGUGCCAAAACUGUUGUGGGAAAGGAUAAGGAACUCUUUCUUGGAGAACUGAGCAUGUCAUAUGUAUCUGCUGCUCCGAGCAACACAGAGGUGGUAGUAGAUGGAUCUGUCAUUCGGAGUGGAAGGAACCUGACUGUAGUUGCAGUUGAUUUUCGGCUCAAGGACUCAGGGAAAUUGGUUUAUACCUCUAAUGCAACAUUCUAUCACAUGCCUGUAGCAAGUUUAUGAGCUCAAACUCAACACUUUAAGUAGUGCAUUUGCUAAAAGCGUUCAGCAGCUCUAGCUAAUGUACAAUGGCAAAUCAUGGAUAUAGGCAUCAGUGGACGAAUUUGAGACUGAGACUCUUGUCUGUAUCACCAAGGCAACAUUUACUUCUCGAAUUAUCUGGGAGUCCCUCAUUUUUCUUGUUUACACAAUUGAACCUCUGAUUCAUUGAAAUAGAAUGAAGUAAAAAGUCAUGUACAUCAAUCUUGUAUUAGUUGUGUGUCCAAUGAAACUACAGCUUAACUGAA